Messenger RNA from Staurois parvus, 1323 nucleotides. NCBI's taxonomy places the organism in Eukaryota, Metazoa, Chordata, Amphibia, Anura, Ranidae. The record is from the annotation of a GenBank genome assembly.
CGGAGCCUGAGCAAGGAAAGCGGAGCACGGGAGAGGAAAGAAGGAGCCGGCAGGAAGGUUAUACAAUAUCCCCCAAAUAGAUGCGGCAUCACAAUUAUGUGCCCUGCACUCCAAACAGAGCUAAAACCACAGCUUCUGACUGAUCCAUAUGACAACUUCAUGCAGCAUCACCUGAAAUAUUAUGGCUAUUUUAAAGAAAAUACACCAAGAGAAGAGGAGAUUUUAUUACGUCCAGCCCGAAGAAACAGAAGGCAGGAGCAAACCCCUACAGACAGCGAUUCAGACAGAUUCUCCUAUGACCAAAAGAAACUGAUGAUUUACUCGCUGUUGCUAGAAAGCACAGGAUUUAAGAGCAGACAGAUUGUUUUUGAUCGUCAGGAAGGACAAAUAAUCCCACGUCUCAGGGAGCCCCGCGAUCUGUUCUCUACUCUCAGGGAAAAUGGCUUCUUGCAACCGCCACGCUGGCCUACUGAAUGUGAGGUCAUUCCUGGAGAAAUCACUCACAUUGACUGGGAUCCGGCCCAUCCAGAGCCCUUCUACAGCCAUACCGGCAAAGAAACAAUGCCACCAGUUUCUGGGCAAGGAGAUGGCAAAGUGGUGUAUGAAAUCAAACCAGCAUACAAAGGGUCUCAUUUCACUGGUUCCCGAACUGGUGGACGUCGGUGUGUCAUUUAUUCACCUUGUACAAAUGUUGAUGGGACAAAUAACAACGACUUGCAGUUUGAAUCUCGAUUUGAAAGUGGCAAUCUCCAAAAAGCUGUCAAAGUAGGGAGAUAUAAGUACGAACUGACCCUACGCACGGACCUCUAUACCAGCAAGCACACUCAAUGGUUCUACUUCCAGGUGAAGAACACAAAGAAAGGUGUCCCCUACCGUUUCAUUAUCACUAACCUGAUGAAGAGCAACAGCCUGUACAAUGCCGGCUUGAAGCCUCUUAUAUAUUCAGAACACAAUGCCACUCUCACAGGAGAGGGGUGGAAGAGGAAAGGGAGAGAUAUAAAGUACUAUCGUAACUCGCAACCACAGGAUGGUGGCUCUUUGUACUGCUUGACUUGGACAUUUGAGUUUCCCCAUGACAAUGAUACCUGUUACUUUGCACACUGUUAUCCGUAUACAUAUUCUGACUUGCAUAGGGAUAUUCAAAGAUGGACUAGUGACCCGGGAAGAUCUCAGUACUGCAAACUCCGGACCUUGUGCAGGAGUCUGGCCGGUAACACAGUCUACUUGAUGACUAUUACUUCCCCUUCAGUAAACCCUGAGUUAGCCACUAGUAAAAAGGCAGUGGUGGUGACCUCCAGAGUACAUCCUGGGGAGACAAACGGU